CAAAGCAUUGCCUCCUCUAGCUUUUCAGCCGCAUCUUAAUCCCUUUACCUAACACAAAAACCUCCAUUACACUUGUAGGCAAACAAAACCUUGAUGUACACAGUACACCCCACUGGUGUAGCUCCAUUGUGCUCCAAGUAACUACUUUGUUCACCUCCCUUCAAAGCAUUGCCUUUAUCUUUAUCAUCCCCAUAUAUAAUCCCUUACCAAACACCAAAACCUCCAUUAAUACACUACAGCUAGGACAAUCAAGACAAGAUGUACACCACUUGGAACUGGUUCCUUGGUGUUCUUCACCUUGUCACAUGGGGUUCAAGUUCAACCCUCCUAACCAUCUAUGCCAUGCCACCACAAUCCCCAGUUCAAUGCAGCACAACUGGUGGCUGCACCCUCUACAAUUCCUAUGGUGUAUGGGGAGACAGAAAGGAUUGCCAUGCCCCAAAUGUCACAUACCCAACAACCGAACAAGAGCUCCGGUCAGUCGUGGCCUAUGCCAAUCAAAAUAAACUCAAGGUGAAAGUUGUGACCAAGUUUUCACAUACCAUACCAAAAUUGGCCUGCCCCACAUCAAAUUCCGAAGCAUCAUUACUUGUCAGUACUGAAAAAUAUAACUCCAACAUAGUAGUUGACAAGGACAAUUUGGUUGUCACGGUUGAUGCCGGAGUAGGAUUACGUGAAAUGAUUGAUAAAGUGGAAGAAGCUGGACUGAGUUUAGUGGCGGCCCCGUAUUGGGAGGGUGUGAGUGUGGGAGGACUUAUUAGCACUGGGGCACAUGGAAGCUCAUGGUGGGGAAAGGGAGGGGCUGUUCAUGAUUAUGUUAUUGGCCUUAGUCUUAUUGUUCCUGCUAGACCAUCUGAAGGAUAUUCCAAAAUUAUCAGAUUAGAAGCACAAGAUCCACUCCUUAAUGCAGCUAAAGUAUCAUUGGGAUUGUUGGGAGUUAUCUCUAAGGUGAAGCUCUCACUAGAGAGAGGAUUCAAAAGAAGCGUAACCUAUAAUUUCACGAACGAUGAUCAUUUUGAAGACGUAUUCAUGGACCAUGCAAAGAAGUAUGAAUUCGCAGAUAUAACUUGGUAUCCAUCAAAGAAAACUGCAGUGUACAGAUAUGAUGAAAGAGUUCCCUUAAACGUUUCUGGAGAUGGGGUUUAUGACUUCAUUGGGUUUCAGUCCAAUUUAAUAAUGAUCUCCAAAUCAAUUAGAGCAACAGAGAAAACAUUUGAGAAUACCAGGGACGUGAAAGGUAAAUGCACUCUAGCAACUACUACUGUGGCUGCCAAGAAAUUAGUGAGUAAUGGGUUAAAGAAUGGCCUAAUCUUCACUGGUUAUCCAGUAAUAGGUCAACAGGGAAAAAUACAAACCUCAGGUUCAUGUUUCUAUUCAUCAAGCUCGUUUAGUACAUGUGCUUGGGACCCAAGAAUUAAUGGGCUCUUCUUUUAUGAGACAACAGCAAUAUUCGCAGCUCCAAAGUUUGGAGACUUUAUCCGUGAUGUGAAAAAAUUGAGAGACCUAAACCCAGAGAAUUUUUGUGGGGUGGAUGUCUAUAAUGGAUUUCUAAUACGUUUCAUUAAGGCUUCUGGGGCAUAUCUUGGCCAAUCUGAGGAUUCUGUUGUGGUUGAUUUCAAUUAUUAUCGUGCUAGUGAGGCUUCAACACCAAGACUAAACCAAGAUGUUUGGGAAGAAGUGGAGCAAAUGGCAUUCUUUAAGUAUGGGGCUAAGCCACACUGGGCUAAAAAUAGGAACCUAGCAUUCUUAGACGUGCAGCACAAGUAUCCAAAUUUUAAUAGGUUUAUUGCUGCAAGAAAACAAUUGGACCCUCAAAACAUGUUUUCAAGUGAAUGGUCAGAUGAGAUACUAUUUGGGAAGGAAGCUGCAAAUAAAGGUGAUGGGUGUGCCUUAGAGGGACAGUGCAUAUGUUCCGAAGACCGGCAUUGCAGCCCAGAAAAUGGAUAUUUCUGCAAACAAGGUCUUGUUUACAAAGAAGCUAGAGUUUGUAGGUAUUCACAUUCCUUAAGUGAUAAUGAAUAUUUCUACGGAAUUCGAUAUUAAACAAUUUCAUUUUUUGUAACCCCUCCCCUCUCAAUAAAAUAAACUUAGUCUGCACGAUUAAUAUGAAAAGCAAGUUUGAU
Quercus lobata is the source of this 2123-nucleotide messenger RNA. It is a transcript of the gene GULLO3, whose product is annotated as D-arabinono-1,4-lactone oxidase family protein. Bases 259 to 2043 code for a protein of 594 amino acids. The transcript is spliced from 3 exons. Gene Ontology annotation, molecular function: FAD binding; D-arabinono-1,4-lactone oxidase activity. Lineage: Eukaryota; Viridiplantae; Streptophyta; Magnoliopsida; Fagales; Fagaceae. The record is from RefSeq and is a predicted model, not a curated record. Gene Ontology annotation, cellular component: membrane.